Messenger RNA from Engraulis encrasicolus (European anchovy), 11360 nucleotides. It is a transcript of the gene kat6a, whose product is annotated as K(lysine) acetyltransferase 6A. Lineage: Eukaryota; Metazoa; Chordata; Actinopteri; Clupeiformes; Engraulidae. Gene Ontology annotation, molecular function: histone acetyltransferase activity; transcription coregulator activity; DNA binding. Gene Ontology annotation, cellular component: chromatin; MOZ/MORF histone acetyltransferase complex; nucleosome. The transcript has 17 exons. Gene Ontology annotation, biological process: negative regulation of DNA-templated transcription; nucleosome assembly; positive regulation of transcription by RNA polymerase II. Bases 1101 to 8399 code for a protein of 2432 amino acids. The record is from RefSeq and is a predicted model, not a curated record.
GUAAGGAAGGAAGUGGGUAAAGGGGAGCUUAGAGCCUUGUAUAAGGACGCAUCUUGCGGGGAAGGAUUUUCACUCUUGGCCGAGGCUGCAGCAGGCCGUGCGGCCAUGUCAAAUGUAGCGCUAAGUCGCAGCGCUCCAACAGGAAUCUUUAUUUUUCGCCCUGACUCGCUAGCCUUGGUGGCGACUAGUACGCUAACUUGCAUUGUGCUUUUGUAGGCCGCGGUUUCUCAACAGGGCUUCACUCUGCCUAUCAGAAAUGCAUUCAAUCCAAAUUAUUCUUACUGUCUGUUAUUGUUCGAAAACGCGGUUGUUGGAGGAAUCACGUCAUUGUUGAUCAGGUUACACAGGCUGCUAAGGUGUAAUCGGAAUGAGAAUGGUCAGCUUCUGUUGAGCCACAUGGUGUGAUCUGCUGCUUUGAUCUGACCACAGAAACACUCUGCAUCCAAGGAAGAAGAAGGUGCGAAAACGAGGAGUUGAAAGGUGGUGGCAGCAAAAGAGCGAAUCAGUCCAACCAAAAACCUGCAACCUUUGGUGUUUACACGUCAGUCACAGAAGAGGAGGCCCCUGACAUCAUUUCUGAUAUAGCAUCGGAUCGUUUCUCAGGUGCGAUGGUCCGGCAAACGGACCCCACUGAGGGUCAACCUCACUGACAAAGAGAUUUGAGUUUGGACUGGGGACUUGUGUGGGGGAGGGAUUGUUUCUCUGAUUCCUCUGGUGUGAGUGUGACUGGACUUGGGUGAGCGGGAACUGACACUCUGCCCAGCUCCACCUGUCACCUGCCUCCACAUCCGUCCCUGUGCUCCGUCCACCUCAUCGGGACGGGACGGGGAGGACGGGGGUGUUGUUUUUCCAGGGGUGGGAGGGUCGUGGGGGGCCAGCCAAUGCUAUGGUGAGAAGCUGCUCCCCGUCCACCUGUUCGCUCUCGAGCUCCGAAGAAUUUUCUGUUCGGCCGCGGGACAAAGGAUAGCCUCCUUGCCCCUGGCUGGGGAGUGGGCUCAACGGUGCCAGAGGGCCUAGGCCCAGGCCCAGCCAGCUCUUUUUACCUGUGCUAGGUGCGUGUAGGUUGUCCUCAGACCACCGCCACCAACCAAACCGCAGCCAUGGUGAAGCUGGCCAACCCGCUGUACACCUCCUGGAUCCUGGAGGCCAUCAAGAAGGUGAAGAAGCAGAAGCAGCGGCCGUCCGAGGAGCGCAUCUGCAAUGCCGUGUCCAUGUCGCACGGCCUCGACCGCAAGACGGUCCUGGAGCAGCUGGAGCUCAGCGUCAAGGACGGUUCCAUCCUCAAGGUCUCCAACAAGGGGCUCAACUCCUACAAGGACCCCGACAACCCGGGCCGCCUGGCCCUGCCCAAGCCCCGGGGCGCUGGAGCGUCUGGGGGCGGUGGAGGUGGUGGAGGAGGUGGUAGUAGUGGUGGUGGAGGAGGCAGCAGCAGCUCAGGCUCACACAAGAAGCCCGGGUUGGACUGGAACAAGCUGAUCAAGCGGGCGCUGGACGGUCUGCACGAGCCCGGCGGCUCCUCCAUCAAGUGCGUGGAGCGCUUCCUCAAGUGCCAGGCCGACGUGGCGGCUUACCUAUCGGGCAGCAGCGCGCUGGCGCCGGGCCUCUUCCACCAGCAGUUGCGGGUGGCGCUCAAGCGGGCCGUGGCCCACGGGCGCGUCCUGAAACAGGGCCCGCUCUUCCGCCUGGCCAGCCGCAGCCACAGCCACUCCUCCCACCACGCCUCCGCCGGCGGCCACCAGAACGACGGCACGGGCUGCGUCUCGCUCGACUCGCUGCCGCCGGUCCGCCUGCUGCCGCAUGAGAAGGAUAAGCCUGUGGCGGAGCCUAUUCCCAUCUGCAGCUUCUGCUUGGGGACCAAGGAGCAGAACCGCGACAAGAAGCCGGAGGAGCUCAUUUCCUGUGCGGACUGUGGCAACAGCGGCCACCCGUCCUGUCUCAAGUUCUCCCCUGAGCUGACGGAGAGGGUCAAGGCACUGUGGUGGCAGUGCAUCGAGUGCAAGACCUGCAGCAGCUGCCAAGACCAGGGCAAGAAUGCGGAGAACAUGUUGUUUUGUGAUUCCUGUGACCGGGGUUUCCACAUGGAGUGCUGUGACCCCCCACUGUUGCGGAUGCCAAAAGGCAUGUGGAUAUGUCAGAUCUGUCGGCCGAGGGAGACGGGACGGCGGCUCUUGCACGAGAAAGCAGCACAAAUCAAGCGACGCUACAACGCUCCGCUGGGCAGGCCCAAGAACAGGUCCAAAUUCAAGAAGUUGGGGCGUGGGGGCAGUGGUGGGGGUCGUGGGCGGCGGCGGGGCAGGCCCUCGGCGGCUGACCGUCGCUCGCAGGGCUCUUCGUCGCCGCACUCUUCGUCCUCGUCCUCAUGCGAGGGUUACCCGGGCGAUGACCAGCAGCUCUUCCCCAUGCGGCACGACGACGAUGAGGGGUCGGGCGGCCUGCACUUCAACAAGAAGACCAAGGGCCUGAUCGACGCGCUCAGCAAGUUCUUCACGCCCUCGCCGGACGGACGCAAAGCGCGGUCCGAGUCGGUGGACUACUCGCAGCAGUGCCGCAUCCGAAAAAAGAGCGGGCGCAAAAGCGAACAGGACGACCGCUCAGGAGACAAUCAGGAUCCCGAUGACUGGCGCGACGAGGACGAGAAGCCUCCGGGGCACGAGAACAUGACCGAGAAAGACGUGGAGCUCUUCAGACACAUCCAGCAACUGGCACUACAGAAAGUCGGGGUGACGGGACCCCCGGAUCCUCACAUGCGAUGCCCGUCCGUCAUCGAGUUCGGCAAGUUCGAGAUCCAGACGUGGUACUCGUCUCCCUACCCGCAGGAAUUCAGCAGGCUUCCCAAGCUGUACUUGUGUGAGUUCUGCCUGCGCUACAUGAAGAGCCGCAGCAUCCUGUUCCAGCACAUGCGCAAGUGUGGCUGGUUCCAUCCCCCAGCUAACGAGAUCUACCGGAAGGAUGAUGUCUCUGUGUUUGAGGUGGAUGGCAACGUCAGUACGAUAUACUGUCAGAAUCUGUGCUUACUGGCCAAGCUCUUCCUAGACCACAAGACGCUGUACUAUGACGUGGAGCCUUUCCUCUUCUACGUUCUGACGCAGAACGACAGCAAGGGCUGCCAUGUCGUCGGAUACUUCUCCAAGGAGAAGCACUGUCAGCAGAAGUAUAACGUGUCCUGCAUCAUGAUUCUUCCACAAUACCAGCGCAAGGGCUACGGUCGCUUCCUCAUCGACUUCAGCUACCUGCUGUCGAAGCGGGAGGGCCAGCCGGGCUCGCCGGAGAAGCCUCUGUCGGACCUGGGCCGUCUGUCCUACAUGGCGUACUGGAAGAGUGUGGUGCUGGAGUGCCUGCACGAGCUGCGCGACCGGCAGCUGACGAUCCGGCACCUGAGCAAGAUCACUGGCAUCUGCCCACAGGACAUCACUUCCACCCUGCUGCACCUCAACAUGCUGGAGCAGCGCGGAGGACGGUUGGCACUGGUGCGUCGGGAGAAGAUGAUCUCAACACACAUGGGCAAACUGGCGGCCCGUCCUCGGCAGCUGGAUGUGGACCCCGACUGCCUGCGAUGGACGCCCGUCAUCGUCAGCAACAUCGUGGUGUCGGACCAGGAGGGAGAGGAGGAUGAGGAUGAAGAUGCAGACGACAGGGAGGAGGAGAACGGCAAAGAGAUCAAGCCAAUCCAGAAGAUGUCCCCGCUCCCUUGGCACCGGCGGAUAGAACGCGAAGAUGAGGAGGAGGAGGAGGAGGAAGAGGAGAGCAAGAGCUUCCCUUUGACCUUUCCCAUCAGCAGGCCGAGCCCUCCGGCUGCCACCUCCCCUGUCCGCCACACCCCUCCCAGCCCCGUCAGGCCCCCGGCCCCUGCCAACGGGGAGCGCAGACCCCGCGGCCGGCCCCCCAAGAACUGGCCCUGGGGGCAAGUGAAGGACCGACCGGGGCCCGGCAGGCCCAGGAAAAUUCGGCCCGAGGAGCAGGACGGCUACCUCCACGACGACCGGACCAAGAACCAGAGGACGCCGGGUCCCUCGUCCACCUCCAGCGGCAGCCUGCACGCGGGACUCUUUGGCUCGUCCCCGGACGCUAACUCAGGCCUGAGCCGGCCCUUUGAGCUGCCCAGACUCCCGCCAGUGCAGCCGCCCCGCAGCAGAGGGAGGCCGCCGCGGAAGAAGCGUGGCCCCAAGCCCCGUCUACCUGAGGGCUCGGCAGAUUCGCUCCCGCUGCUGCCGCCGGCACCCAGGCCCUGUGAGCUCCCACCCAUGACCAGGCCGCACUUCAGCGAGAGCAGCGAUGAUGAGGAGGAUGACGAGGAGAUGCAAGCCUGCUCGCCUCCCAUACUCACGAAACCCACUCUUGGCCUAAAAUGCAAGAAGCCACUGCGGAAGCGUCGUAUGCGGCAGCAGAGCCACCCGCACAGCAGCGUGGUGACAGAGACCAUCUCGGAGACGACGGAGGUGCUGGACGAGCCCUUUGUAGAUUCGGAUACGGAGCGGCCCAUGCCUCGGCUGGAGGAGGAGACCCCGCUGCGGCGCUACCCUCCCGCCCGCUCCUUGCUCAACCACGGAGACCCCGCGCCUAAGAGGAGCCGACCGCACCUGUCCGACGACGAAUCGGAAGAGGAUGAUUCCACUCCCGUGCUGAAGCCCGUUCCCGGCUUGCGCAACCCAGAGCCUUCUGAUCCGGCCGAAGGCGCAGAGCCCCCGGCCCCGGCCCCCGAGGUCCCCGUCAAGAAGAAGAAAGGCUGGCCCAAGGGCAAGAGCCGCAAGCCCUUACACUGGAAGAAGCGGCCCGGCAGGAAACCGGGCAGCGGAGCCAACCAGCAAGCCGCCGCCGCAGCAGCAGCCCAGUCCGGAGACCCCCCGCCCCCCAAGAUCCGCAUGAAACCCGGCCGCAAGCCGCGCAGCUGGUACGAGCAGCGCGCCCGCGAGGAGGCCGAGCGGCUAGAGCUGGAACGGAGCAUGCUGGGACAGCAGACGCAAGCGCAGACCACGACGACGUCGACGCAACAGCCUGACGUCAGGCGGCGGAGUUUGACCCCCGACCGACUCGGUCACGGCAAGCGCAAGGAGUCGGAUGACGAGGACUUCAAACCCGUGGUGGAGCCGCCCAAGGUGCCCAGGAGGAGGGGGCGGCCGCCCAAGAACCCGGCCCAAAGCCUACAGCCCCCUCCACCACCACCACCCCCGCCACCACCCAAACCUCCCUUGUCCGAACCAGACGAUGAUGAAGAGGACGAGGAUGAGGAGGAAGAGAGGGGGUGGGGGAGCCAAGAAAAGGCCAGCAGACCGCCCUCACGAGGAGGCGCCUUAUCCGUCUCCUCCUCCUCCACAAACUCUCGCCUGGCCCAGUCGCGGCCGCCGCCCCCAAACGCGGACAUGAUGGGGGACGGAGAUGAGGAAGAGGAGGACGAGGAGGAGGAAGAGGAGCGGGAGGACGAGGACUGCGAGAGGAGGCCGGCCGUCACCCCCGGCUCCGGCAGCCGGCGCAGCGACGACCACGACGCCGACGACGAAGGGGACGGCCACCUGGAGGAGAAGAGCGACAGCGGCAGCAGCAACCACAAAAACCGGCGGAAAGAGCCGGACUCGGAAGACGACGAGGAAGAUGAAGAAGACGAUGACGAACCGGCAUCACCACCGGCGCGAUCGCCGCCGGUCAAAGAAGAACCUCAGAGCGGAGAAGCUUUUUUAGGCAUGCAGGGGAGCGCGGCGGGGACCAGGGACUACAAUGUGAGCAAACAGGAGGAGGACGAGGAGGAGGACGAGGAGGACGAGGAAGAGGAGGAGGAAGAGGACGACGAUGAAGACGACACGCCAGCUGCAACAGCAGCGACGGCACAGGAGGUCAAAAGUCGUCCGACCGCCGACUCUCACGAGGAGCGGAGGCGGCGCGAAGACGAGGACACGUCCUCGGCAGUCACCGCCGCCGCCGUGGAGACCGUGACGGCCAUGUCCUCCUCCUCCGCCUCCAACGACAUGGCGGACGACGAGCCCCUGGAACUGCAGCCGCUGCACAAUGCCGAGGACAAGGCCGUGCUGAUGCUCCAGGCCGAGCAGCAGCAGCAGCAGCAGCACAGCACCCAGCAGCAGCAGCAGCAGCAAACGCAGCACUCCCACACACAGCAGCACCCCCACGCUCUCCCCCAACACCACCAGCAGCAACAGCAGCACUCGCAUGCCUCAGACUACAAGGACGACAUGACUCCCGCUCACCACCACCACCAAGCGCACCACCCUCACCACCACGCGCACCACACGCACCACCACCACACGCACCCGCACAGCAGCGAGCUGGACCUGGAGACGGUGCAGGCGGUCCAGUCGCUGACGCAAGGCGAGGCCCAGGACGAAGAGUCCGAGGCCCACGCAGCAGCAGUGGCGGCCGCGGCGGCCACGGCGGCCUCCUCCUCGGCCGCGUCCUACCAGGACUGCGAGGAGACGCUGGCCGCCUGCCGCACGCUGCAGAACUACGGCGAGCCCGAGGACGACGCGCUGGGUCUGGUGGACGACUGCGGCGGAGGGAACGCCGCGACGGCGGGCCAGACGCCGAGUCGAACGCCGAGUCGGACGCCCAACACGGCCCCGUCCUCUCAGCACAGCAGCCCCAUGCCCCACAGCCACGGCAACACGCCCAUGCCCCCCAACAGCAACAGCAGCACGCCGCUGCCCGCCGGCCAGCAGUCGGUGCGCUCGGUCAGCAGCCCCAGCAUGACGCCGGGCCCUCUGGACUCGUCACAGGGGCCGCAGGGGGGCGUGCAGGGGGCCUCGGCCGGCCCCGGAGGGGGAGGCGGAGGUAACAACAACACGGGGAGCGGUGGCGGCGGAGGCUACACCCAGAUCACGCCCGAGCACCCGGGCUCGCUGUCGGCGCCCUCGCUGGCCAACAUGGAGACGUCGCCCAUGAUGGACGUGCCCUCGGUGUCGGACCACUCGCAGCAGGUGGUGGACAGCGGCUUCAGCGACCUGGGCAGCAUCGAGAGCACCACGGAGAACUACGACAACCCCAGCAGCUACGACUCCACCAUGGGGAACGGAGGAGGAGGAGGAGGAGGCAACAGUAGCGGCGGAGGUCUCUCUGCGACGGCGACCUCUUCAACAGCCUCUUCAUCGUCGUCGUCUUCCUCCUCCUCCAGCUCGGCCGCCCCACCCUCCUCCUCCUCCUCCUCCUCCUCGCAGGCCAGCAGCUGUUCCUUCGUGAGCUCCACGCCGGCGCCAGUCAGCAUGGGCAGCUGCGGCCUGAUCCAGCAGGCUGGCCCGGGCCCCAACGGCAGCACCACCCCCGGAGGUACAGGAGGUGUACCCCAGCCUCCGCCUCCCCCGCCCCCCUCGGCCAACACCCCCAACUGCGGCAUCAAGUCCCCGCAGAGCUGCGUCAUCGAGAGGCCGCCCAGCACCACCCAGCAGCCCCAGCAACAGAAGAAGGUGCAGCAGCAGCAGGCUCCAAACAACCAGCCACAGCAGCCUCCGCCCUCAGCUCAGCCUCCGCCCAACCCCCAGCAGCAGCAGCAGCAGCAGCAGCAGCAGGCGCAGCUCUCCCAGUGCAGCAUGGGAAACGGCUUCGCCUCCACGCCCAUGAUCAUGGAGAUCCCCGAGAGCGGCGGGGGCGGCGGCCGCAGCCUCUACAUGGGCCAGGACUUUGGGGCGGGCGGCUACGGCCAGCCCUCGGCCACCUUCAGCCUGGCCAAGCUGCAGCAGCUCACCAACACCAUCAUGGACCCGCACGCCAUGUCCUACUCCCACUCGGCGGCCGUCACCUCCUACGCGCCCAGCGUCUCGCUGUCCAACUCGGGCCUGGCGGGCCUGACGUCCGGGCCGCACCCGUCCCUGGCCCCGCAGGCGCAGGGCACCAUGACGCCGCCCCCCAACCUGAGCUCGGGCUCCAUGAACCUCAUCCAGUGCAACAUGGCGGGCGCCAACAUCAGCCUGGCGCCGCCCCACACGCAGCGGCUGCAGGGCCAGAUGGCCACGGUCAAGAGCCACAUCGCCAUCCGCAGCAAGGCCUCGCAGCUGCCGGCGGGGGCCGCGCCGCCGCACCAGCAGCAGCUGUACGGCCGCAGCGCGGGCCCCGCCACCAUGCAGGGCUCGCCGCGGCCCAUCGCGGUGCAGCGCGGCAUGAUGCCCAACCUCAUGCCCACGCCGGCCGCCUACAACACCAUGAACAUGAACCCGCUCAACGCCGCCAUGUCGGCCGGCUACCGCAUGGCGCAGCCCAUGAUGAACAGCGGCUACCACAGCAACCCGCCCUACAUGAACCAGCCGGCGCAGUACCCCAUGCAGAUGCAGAUGGGCAUGAUGGGCGGCCAGGCCUACCCGCAGCAGCCUAUGCAGCCCAACCACCAUGGCAACAUGAUGUACACGGGGCCCUCGCACCACAGCUACGCCGGCGUCCCCAAGCAGUCGCCUUACAUGAGCAGAUGAGCAGCCGCACCAGGGGUGUUUACUUAGACGAGAGACGUUAACGCUCCCCAACAAACACAACACAACACAGCCCCUCUGCUCUGCUCUGCUCUGCUCUGCUCAGAGAUGCACUGCACUGUGCUGCCCUGGACAAGGCAUCUCUGUACUGUCUCGUUGGUAUGUUAGCCACCCACCCGCCUGCCUUCCUCCUCCAUACUCCGCAGCCAAACUUGAGGGGAUGCUGGAGAUGGGGAGCCCUGCUGUCUUGGCUGCACACAGCAGCAGUAGCAGCGGUUUAAUGGUGGUGGUGGUGGCGGUGGUGGUAACAGGAGCUGACACAGGGAGGGGAAUCAAAACUAAAUCAAAAGGGACUGUGACGUUUUGUUUCUGUUUCCCCUUUAUUUUGUACGUUGUAAGUCUAUUUUUGUUUGUUACUUUUUCUUUUAUGUCUCCCUACCCCCCCUUCUCCAGUCAUUUCUACAGAUUUGUAUGUAUGCCUUGAGCAGCGGGAGAAUUAGCCGGUGGGACUGGUUAUAGACACCAUGCUAACGGACAUUCAAUGGGACGGAUAUCUUAAUGGGGGAAUCCAGUGGACUUGAACCUCCUCUGCUCCUCCACGCUGUACACUGCAAGUCCCGAGGCACGCCGCUCCCUUCGUUUCAAGGAGAACGGAGGUGGAGGUGAAAGGAGGAACUUUUGAGGACUUGGUGGCCCUUGUAGGGUGUGAGUUAGACGGGGGGAGGGAGUGGAUAUUAUGGGUUGGGUUGGGCUACUGGGCGGGUGGGCAGAUGUACGUGGUUGUCAAAUAUUGUUAAUCUGACCGUUCACACAAUUCUCUCAUUGACAUAGGAAGCCUUACCUUCAGAACGAGGAGAAAAAGACCAGAAUUGAAAUUUAGAUGGACAUAAUUGUAUUUUUGUUUGUUUUGUUUGUUCUUUUUUCUAUUGGUAUAUAAUUUGUAAUACAUUAUCUUUUUGAUGACCAUUGAACUUGUUUUCAGUCCAACCUCAUUGCUUUGUAUGAUUUUUUUAAUUUUUAUUUCAACUAUUCAGGUGAGAGUGUAAAUGUAUGUUUUGUAUGUGUUAUGUAUGGCUCAAGGUGUGGCGCCCAUUCUACUCUCUCCCACAUCCACACGCACUAGAUUGAGUACAAACACACACACACAUAUGCACACACACAUCUGGAUUGCCACUUGUAAGAGCCAUGGUGGACGCACUUCUGUGUGAUGUGGAGGGUGGUGAAGGGAACAGAGGACGCAGCAAGGGUUGGUCCGGUUUACGUUGAUGCUUGGAGUGGAAAGUCUAGUUUAAGUGGGCCUUGGUGGACGCUGGGUGGUGUCUGGAAUCCUUGUCUUCCCACUGUACUGUAGAAAGAGAGAGAGAGAACUAGCUCUGAUGGUGUUGGCUUGUCAGAUCCCACCAAAUGCAAACAGGCCACCACUGUGGGUGCAUCUGCCACUGUAAUGUAGUCUUAUGUCCAAUGUCUUUCUCUUUUUUUUGUGUGAGUAUGAACAAGAAGCGUCAUCAGUUACAUUUAGACUGGACAGCAGUGAAUUUGCCUGUGAACGAAAGAAGAAGGAAAAAAAACAGAAGAAAUAAGAUGUAAAUAUUCUGGUACUUCCUACUUUCACAGCACAGUCUCCCCUCAGUGGCAGACUUGAGACAUGCAACACUCACACCUUUUUUUUUCUUCUUUUUUUUUUCCCUCAAACACACUCCAUGCACAAGAGCAGAGCGCUUGGGGCUCCAAACUCGCCCCAACUCUGCAGUACACCGUCUUCUAAACACAAAGUGAUUGGACAUCCUGAUGUGGACAUGGUUACUGCUUUUAAUAAUAAAACUGUUUGAGAUGGCAUCAAUAUGUGUCUUCAGUCUAGCAGGGGCAUGAGGAACGGGGCACACCUGUGACCCGUGCGCACACACACGAACACGAACACACACGGCUGUGUAUAGCCCCGAGGGGCCCCAUGCCGUACGCCGUGAGGGGAGGUCGGCCAUAACGUCACGUGUGCCUAACAAAGGCACAUCAAUAGACAUUCACCUAUACACACAGACACACAAACACUCGCACACACCCAGGGGUGUUGGUUGGUGUGCAUGUCUUCUGGGGUUCGUCUCCUGUUAUCGGGACGAGGAGGAUCCCCUUCAUGUUCAAGUAUUCAAUGUCAAUUGAGGAUUUUUUUCUUACAAAUCUGUUGUUUCAUAUAUUAUUUGUGUGUAUUGUUUUUCUUUUUUUAAUUUUCUGAAUUUUAUCAGACUGGGCAGCUUUCUUUUAUGACACAAGCUGACUCUUUUUGACUUUAGAAACAUAUUGUAGAGAACAAUGUUUUUUCUAUAAUAUAAAAAAGAAAAAUUCUGACAUUGAUAUUGGUACUGUCAUUUUUUUCACUUCUGUUUCAGGAAAAAAAAACAAUACAUAUUUUUUAGCUUGACUCUUGGGGUAAUAUUAUUAAGAAAUUCAAAACUUAAAAAAAUACAACUCACUUUUAGUGACUUUAAGAUGCCUUUAACCUCUCCAUUCCAUCUCAUCUUUAGAGUUUUCUAUCUUUGUGUAGUAUAUUAAUGCUAUUUUAAAAACAAAAGGAAAAAACAAAUAUCUAAAGGUCACUUAGCGUUCUUUUUUCUUUUUGUUUUGGACUUUUUUGUGUGUGUAUAGGACAACUUCCUUACAUCUAAGAGGCAUGUAAAAAUGAGCUCAGUAUAUUUCUGUCUGUUUAUAUUGCUUCCCCCUUUUUGUAUCCUUUGUAAUUGUAAAUGGUGAGCUGUAAGCAAAGAGAGAGUGCGAUAGACAAGGAGUGAGGAGGGACUGGCGCUCAAAGAGGGUCGAUUGCGUCCGACUUCCUCUCCUCUCUCUGUUUUCGUCCCUGUAUGUAUUUCCAUUUAUUCGUUUUUUUGUUUUUUAUUUUUUCCUUCUAGCAAGUACUUUCAAAGAUCUCUGUACAUUUUAACAUGAAACAAAAAUAAAUUAUGUUGAGCCAUUUCA